AUGAAGAAAAAGAAUACACAGAGCCAUCAUGACAAUGGUCAACUACAAACCAACAAUGGUGAGAAGAAAGGGGAGCAACAGAAGAAAGAGAUUGAUGUGAUUAUUGGAAAUCAGCAUCCAAUCACAUUGCCAGAUAGCCAUGCUCUCGAUGUAUCAUCACCCCUGACCCUCAGGGAUAUUAUCCGAGGUACUCAGCCAUCACCAAUAACAUUAACUUCACCUGCAAUGCACCAGACAGGAGGCACCAGAGAGGAUGGACCUGGGGCCUAUUCUGUAGUUGGUAUUAGACCGACAAGGAUCCCUGAGAUGGAGGAGCUGGGAUUGGAAUUGGUGCCUACAGCUCAAGAUGACAGAGAUCGUGAAGAUGGUCUUAUUCACGCUGACCCAAUUGAUGACUUAGAAAAUAGAACGAUUCCAACAGCUGAGCCAAUAACAACCAGGGCAAAAAGAUUGUGGCAGAAGAAACUAUUCUUGUUCCUCUCCCUGGAAGCAAUGGUUGCCCAAGUGCUUGUUUUAAUUAUUCUUGUGGCAUUUCUUCUUGCUCCAAAAUCAAGCAACCAAACUCAACCCGCAAAGCAGCAAAACGGAGUGAUUCCAAUACAAGAAAAUCCAGGGACAAUAGCAUCAAUCACACAAGCACCACAAUUUCUAUCAGAAAGACUACAUCUACCUGAAUACACCCUGAGGGCAAUGGAAAAUCCUAGAUCUCCUCAGGCCAAGGCAUAUCGUUGGAUAAGCAGCAAUAUCAACAAAUCCAACAAUACGCAACAUCUCCCAGUAUGGAGACUGAAGCAAAGGUUUGCACUGGCCACAUUUUAUUAUUCAACACGGGGGGACUACUGGGUAAAAAAUCAAGGCUGGCUGGAUUGGGACACCAAUGAGUGCAGCUGGGAGCAGCUACAAUUGUUGAAAGGAGAGGCAGCUUGUGCUGACAAUGGGAAACUCCUAUCAUUGAGAUUUGGGUAUGCCAACAACUAUGCCAACAACUUGGAUGGAACAAUACCACCAGAAAUAGCUCUGCUUCGUGAUAGCUUGGAAACACUUUCAAUAUUUCAGAACCCUCAGCUCAAAGGAAAUAUACCAAUGGAGGUUGGACUGAUGACAAGGCUGACGCUCUUGUUGUUUAGCACAACGAGCUUGUCUGGCACACUCCCAACAGAACUGGGUCAGCUAGAAAGCUUGGAGGGUCUUUCAAUCUCAGGUAGGGAGCUUGAUGGGACUUUACCUACUCAGCUGGGCAACCUAAGGAAACUGACAGCUCUGGGAUUUGGUAGAGCGAACUUUUCUGGGUCAAUCCCCACUGAGAUUCUUGGAUUGUCGAACCUGAAGACCUUCAGUUUCUUAGAGUGCCCUGGGUUGGAUACAGAAUCUUUCCUCCCUGAGGUAGUUGGAAACCUGCACAGUUUGAACAGUCUAAAUCUAGGCUAUCGAAAAACUGGAGGGUUCACAUCAAUUCCAUCUGAAAUUGGGAAGCUGACCAACCUGACAAACCUGAUUUUGAACGACUUCCAACUUAAUGGCACAAUUCCAAGUGAGAUGGGAUUGUUGACAAAGCUAAUCUACAUGAACUUGGAAAGGAACUACAUCACUGGCGCUCUACCAGAAGAGAUAUCAAAGAUGUCCCAGCUUCAACUGCUGCUCAUUAGUGCCAACCAACUAAAAGGCAGACUGCUAGAACAAGAUGUGCUUACCCAACUCACCCAGCUGCAGCAGUUGCGUAUCGAUGACAACCUUUUCUCAGGCUCUAUUGCAACAGAAAUAAGUUUGUUGUCUAGUCUUGAGAAUCUUGAACUGCAAGAUACCAACCUAUCUGGGACCCUUCCCACAGAGUUGCUUUUGUUGGACAACUUGACAAGCCUGGUAGUCAUGAACACAUCCUUGACAGGCAGUAUCCCUGAUGGAUUAUGCAAUGUCAUACUGUCGCCACAUGAAACAAAAAUGUUUGGUGGGAAUACCUAUGCCGUUCCAACGACCAACCUUUCAGUCUGCUACGACACUAAUCUAUGCGGCUGUACUUGUGAGAAUUGCCCAAAAGGCAUGACAUAA
Seminavis robusta is the source of this 2046-nucleotide messenger RNA. The record is from the annotation of a GenBank genome assembly. NCBI's taxonomy places the organism in Eukaryota, Bacillariophyta, Bacillariophyceae, Naviculales, Naviculaceae.